Messenger RNA from Huiozyma naganishii CBS 8797, 1362 nucleotides. RefSeq lists its product as uncharacterized. Gene Ontology annotation, biological process: endoplasmic reticulum to Golgi vesicle-mediated transport; endoplasmic reticulum organization; Golgi organization. Bases 1 to 1362 code for a protein of 453 amino acids. Lineage: Eukaryota; Fungi; Ascomycota; Saccharomycetes; Saccharomycetales; Saccharomycetaceae. Gene Ontology annotation, molecular function: D-mannose binding. The record is from RefSeq and is a predicted model, not a curated record. Gene Ontology annotation, cellular component: endoplasmic reticulum-Golgi intermediate compartment; Golgi membrane; endoplasmic reticulum membrane. The transcript has a single exon.
AUGUUACUCUAUAUUCAACAGUUAACAGAUGCACAGAGGAGGGGCAGGAUCACCACUUGGCAUGCUUCUGAUACACGGUGUAGUCGCAGGGUUGUUCGGGUGCAUGGUUUCCCUUGCACUGCCCCUGGGGGAUCAGUCUGCUCUUGUGGAAGAGUGGUCUCUCCCGGACGUGCUGAACACGAAGAGUCUCCCCCCGGUUGGCUGAUGCAGGACAAAGUACAAUGGAGGGAGGGCCGUUGGGUGCUGACGCAGAGGAGUGGAUCUGCAGGGUCCGUAUGGUCCCCACAACUACCGCUGUCCGCACUCGGGGAGCACUCAGGAGCGUUCACCACGGAAUGGACCAUCAGGGACACUGGAGGCAGUGAAGAGUCCUUCUCGGGGGCAAUGGCACUAUGGGUCGUCAAAGAUACGGGUGCCGACAUGUCCCACAACGAUAAGAAGCUUUACAAUGGGCCUGCCAAGUUUGAAGGGUUGCAGUUAGUGUUGGACAGUUCUGGUCCCUACGGUGACUCCCUGCGUGCACAGUUGAACGACGGUUCCGAGGAACUUACAAGUGAGUCCGUCUCCGAGCGACAGUUUGCCUCGUGUCUUCUGCAGUACCAGGGAGCGUCUGUUCCCUCCACGGUGAGGCUCAGUUAUAAUCCUGCAGAUGGGCACCUGCUGAAAGUACAAGUGGACAACAGAGUGUGCUUCCAGACGCGCAAAGUAAAGCUAUGGGACGCCACAUCUCAGGGACAAUUGCGCCUAGGGGUCACCGCGGUGACCCCCAAGGACACCACUACAGGCGAGUCCCUUGAGCUUUUGAAGUGGCAGACUUUCCGUGGGAUGAUUGCACAGUCGUACAUCCCGAACGCCAAAGCGAUGGGACAACCUGCUGUCGUGCGGAAGACGAUCAACUCGCAGACGGGCGAGGAGUCCGUGCGUCUGCGCGAUAUCCUCGAGACCAGGCACGGCGAAGUGAACAACUACGAACUGUUCAAGAAACUGGACCGCCUCGAGGGCAAGAUCCUUGCGAACGACCUGCUCCAGCUGGACUCCCGGCUGGACGAGAUCGCAAGAGUCCAGGCAGCGGUCAGCGCGUACGUUGCUCACCUGCGGGACGUACUCGAGACCCGCCACGCGGGUGCCACACCUCCGACGGCAGACUUCUCGCAGUUCACUAAAGUCAACGAGAAACUGCUGCAGUUGCUCGAAGAGCAGGACAAGAUCCGCACGCUCGCGAAGCAGCACGAGGGCGGGGCCGUGACGAACGUGCACACUACCCUCGCAGCCUGGCUUGUCCCCUUCGCCGCGAUCAUGCUGGGACUCGCGUACUACACGUUCACGAUCCGCCAGGAGAUCGCCAAAGGCAAGAUGCUGUGA